UCCGGGGUUGCCCUGGAUCCGCUGGUUCCGUAACAACAUCCCGUUGGCUUCACUCAGGCGGCGGGACCAGUGCAGCCGCCGCCUCCCAGGAGCGCCCGCCGGUCGCGGCCCUUGCCCUCGCCGGCCCAGGCCGCCAUGGCCACCAACCCGCAGCCGCAGCCGCCUCCUCCAGCGCCGCCGCCUCCCCCGCCGCAGCCGCAGCCACCGCCGCCGCCGCCGGGCCCCGGGGCUGGCCCAGGCGCGGCCGGGGCGGGCGGCGCGGGUGCCGGCGCCGGGGACCCGCAGCUCGUGGCCAUGAUCGUGAACCACCUCAAGAGCCAGGGGCUCUUCGACCAGUUCCGCAGAGAUUGCCUGGCCGACGUGGACACCAAGCCUGCCUAUCAGAAUCUGAGACAGCGUGUUGACAACUUUGUUGCAAAUCAUUUGGCAACUCACACAUGGAGUCCCCAUCUCAAUAAGAACCAGCUAAGAAACAACAUUAGACAACAAGUCCUCAAAUCAGGAAUGUUGGAGUCUGGUAUUGACCGAAUUAUUUCUCAGGUUGUGGAUCCAAAGAUCAACCACACAUUCAGACCUCAGGUGGAGAAAGCUGUGCAUGAGUUUUUGGCCACACUAAAUCACAAAGAGGAAGCAAGUGGCAACACAGCUCCUGAUGAUGAGAAACCAGACUCUUCCCUUAUUACACAAGGUGUUCCUGCUCCUGGGCCCAGUGCUAAUGUAGCCAAUGAUGCCAUGUCGAUUUUGGAAACCAUAACUUCUCUUAACCAAGAAGCCAGUGCUGCUAGGGCUUCAACAGAAACAUCAAAUGCCAAGACCAGUGAGAGAGCAUCAAAAAAACUUCCAUCUCAGCCAACCACUGAUGCUAGUACUGACAAAGAAAGAACUUCAGAGGACAUGACUGAUAAAGAAAAAUCUACAACUGACUCUGGAGGUGAAGGACUGGAAACAGCCCUGAAGCCUGAAGAGUUUAGCGACCUCCCCUGUCCAGUUGAAGAAAUUAAAAAUUACACAAAAGAACAUAAUAAUUUAAUUCUGCUAAAUAAGGAUAUUCAACAGGAAAGCAGUGAGCAAAAAAAUAAAUCAACAGACAAAGGUGAAAAGAAGCCAGACAGCAAUGAGAAAGAAAGAAAGAAGGAAAAGAAGGAAAAGACUGAAAAGAAAUUUGAUCACUCAAGAAAGAGUGAAGAUAUACAAAAAGUUAAAGAUGAAAAACAAGCAAAGGAAAAAGAAAUAGAGAGCUUAAAACUUCCUUCAGAAAAGAACAGUAAUAAAGCUAAAACCGUUGAAGGGACCAAAGAAGAUUUCUCUUUGAUAGACUCUGAUAUGGAUGGACUUACAGACAUCACUGUUAGCUCUGUCCAUACCAGUGACCUUUCAUCUUUUGAAGAAGAUACUGAGGAGGAAGUUGUAAUGUCUGAUAGCAUGGAAGAAGGAGAGAUUACGUCAGAUGAUGAAGAGAACAACAAACAGAAUAAAACAAAAACUCAAACUAGUGAUUCUAGUGAAGGAAAAACAAAAAGUGUACGGCAUGCUUAUGUACAUAAGCCAUAUCUUUACUCCAAGUACUAUAGUGAUUCUGAUGAUGAGCUUACUGUGGAACAACGACGACAGUCUAUUGCUAAAGAAAAAGAGGAGAGGCUUUUAAGAAGGCAAAUUAAUAGAGAGAAACUUGAAGAAAAACGAAAACAGAAAGCAGAAAAGACAAAGUGUUCAAAAACCAAGAGUCAAGGCAAGAGUAGUGUGGACUUAGAAGAGUCAUCAACUAAGAGUUUGGAACCCAAAGCCCCCAGAAUUAAAGAAGUCCUUAAAGAACGGAAAGUUUUAGAGAAAAAAGUAGCCCUAAGCAAAAAGAGAAAAAAAGAUUCAAGGAAUGUUGAAGAGAGCUCCAAAAAGAAACAGCAAUCUGAAGAAGAUUCCAAAGAAACCCUUAAAACAAGUGAGCAUUGUGAAAAGGAAAAGAUGUCUUCUUCAAAGGAGCUGAAGCAUGUUCAUGCAAAAAGUGAACCAAGUAAACCUGCCCGGAGACUUUCAGAGUCUUUGCAUGUAGUUGAUGAAAACAAAAAUGAAUCCAAAAUAGAAAGAGAACAUAAAAGACGGACAUCUACCCCUGUUGUGAUGGAGGGGGCACAGGAAGAGACUGACACAAGAGAUGUAAAAAGGCAAGUAGAACGCUCAGAAAUUUGCACCGAAGAGCCCCAGAAACAGAAAAGCACACUUAAAAAUGAAAAGCAUCUAAAGAAAGAUGAUUCUGAAAUACCACAUUUGAAAAGCCUGCUUAAGAAAGAGGUGAAAUCCUCCAAGGAGAAGACUGAAAGAGAGAAAACUCCAUCAGAAGACAAAUUGUCUAUGAAACAUAAAUAUAAAGGUGAUUGUAUGCAUAAAACAGGUGAUGAGACUGAACUUCACUCUUCUGAGAAAGGUUUAAAAGCAGAGGAAAAUAAUCAGAAGCAAAGUCAACAAACAAAGCUUUCUUCAGAUGAUAAAGCCGAACGAAAAAGUAAACAUAGGAAUGAAAGGAAAUUAUCAGUAUUAGGCAAAGAUGGAAAACCAGUUUCUGAAUAUAUUAUAAAAACAGAUGAGAAUGUUCGCAAAGAAAACAACAAAAAAGAGAGACGCUUGUCAGCUGAAAAAACUAAGGCAGAGCACAAGUCCAGAAGAUCAAGUGAUUCUAAAAUUCAGAAAGAUUCUCUGAGUUCCAAGCAACAUGGUGUUACAUUACAAAGAAGAAGUGAAAGUUAUUCAGAAGAUAAGUGUGAUAUGGACUCUACUAACAUGGAUAGUAACUUGAAACCAGAAGAGGUUGUUCACAAGGAGAAACGACGAACAAAGAGCUUGUUAGAGGAGAAACUUACGUUGAAGUCUAAAUCAAAAAGUCAAGGCAAACAGUUAAAAGUUGUAGAAACAGAAUUACAAGAAGGUGUCACAAAACAGUCAGCCACUCCAAAACCAGACAAGGAGAAGAACACAGAAGAGAAUGACUCAGAAAAACAGCGAAAGUCUAAAGUUGAAGACAAACCUUUUGAAGAAACUGGUGUUGAACCUAUGUUAGAGACUGCUUCUUCUUCAGCACAUAGUACACAGAAAGAUUCUAGUCAUAGAGCCAGGUUACCAUUAGGAAAGGAGAAAUAUAAGAGUGAUAAAGACUCCACUUCCACCAGGCUUGAGAGAAAGUUGUCAGAUGGACACAAAAGCAGAAGCUUGAAGCAUAGUAGUAAAGACAUAAAAAAGAAGGAAGAAAAUAAAUCAGAUGACAAGGAUAGUAAAGAAGUUGACAGUAAUCAUGAAAAGGCCAGAGGUAAUAGUUCAGCCAUGGAAAAGAAAUUAAGUAAAAGGUUGUGUGAAAACCGUAGGGGGAGCUUAUCACAAGAAAUGACCAAAGGAGAAGAAAAAUUAGCAGCAAAUACUUUGAGCACUCCCAGCAGCUCUUCCCUUCAGAGACCAAAAAAGAGUGGUGAUACGACAUUGAUCCCUGAACAAGAGCCAAUGGAAAUUGAUUCUGAGCCAGGCAUUGAAAAUGUGUUUGAAGUAUCUAAAACCCAAGACAACAGCAAUGAUAAUUCUCAGCAAGACAUUGACUCUGAAAAUAUGAAACAAAAAAUGGUUGCCACAGUUUUAAAGGAUGAAUUAAGAACUUGCACAGCAGAUUCAAAAACAACAGCUCCAGCUUGUAAGUCAGGCCGAGGAACAGGAGUUAAUAGUAAUUCUGAAAAGCAUUUCGACCACAGAAGUAGCCUGACCAAGAAAAUGCAUUUCCAGAGUGCUGUGUCCAAACUGAAUCCUGGGGAGAAAGAACCCAUUCAUAGAGGAACUGAUGACGUGAAUAUAGAUUAUGAAACUGUUCACAGAGUGUUACCAAGUGUCCCAUCAGAAAAUGACAGGGUACAGAAUAAUUUGAAAAACACAGCCAAACCCACUGAAGAAUGUGUUGCUCAAGGAGAUGUUGUUCCUGAACAUUCCGCAAAUUUAGACUCUUCUCCAUCCUUAAGUUCAGUGACUGUUGUGCCUCUGAGAGAAUCUUGUGAUCCUGAUGUAAUUCCCCUCUUUGACAAAAGAACUGUUUUAGAAGGUGGCACAGCCAGCACUUCCCCUGUGGAUCACUCUGCUCUCCCUAACCAAAGUCUGACUGUUAAGGAAUCAGAAGUCCUUAAGACAAGUGACAGCAAAGAAGGUGUUGACAGUUUCACAGUAGAUACACCAGCGAAAGCAAGCAUCUCUAGCAAAAGACACAUUCCAGAAGGUCACCAGGCUACUUUAUUGGAUGGUAAACAAGGAAAGAUAAUCAUGCCUCUUGGAAGCAAGUUAAUGGGCAUGAUUGUGGAAAAUGAGAAUGUUACCAAAGAAGAUGGCUUAGUAGACGUGGCCAAGAAAGAAAGUGACUUAAAUGCAGAGCCCAAUUUAAAGCAGACAGUUAAAGCAACAGUAGAGAAUGACAAGAAGGAUGGCAGUGCUGUUGAUCAUCCUGUAGGCAUAAGUACAGAAAAAUAUGCUGAAACUGUCAAACUUAAGCAUAAAAGAGGCCUAGGCAAAGUAAAAGACAUAUCUAUUGAUGUUGAAAGAAGGAAUGAGAACAGUGAGGUAGACACCAGUGCUGGAAGUGGCUCUGCACCCCCCGUUUUACAGCAAAGGAAUGGACAAACUGAGGAUGUGGCAACUGGACCUGGGAGAGCAGAAAAGACUUCCAUUGCCACUAGUACAGAAGGGAAGAACAAAGAUGUCACCUUAAGUCCAGUGAAGGCUGGGGCUGCCACAACCACUUCUUUGGAAACAAGAGAGAAUGAAGUGGCUUUGCCCUGCACCAGCAUUGAGGCAGACGAAGGCCUCAUAAUAGGAAUACAUUCCAGAAAUAAUCCUCCUCGUGUUGGUGCAGAAGCCAGUGAGUGCACUGUUUUUGCUGCAGCCGAAGAAGGUGGGGCUGUUGUCACAGCAGGAUUUGCUGAAAGUGAAACCUUCCUCACAAGCACUAAGGAAGGAGAUAGUGGGGAGUGCGCUGUGGCUGAGUCUGAGGACAGAGCAGCAGACCUACUGGCUAUUCAUGCAGUUAAAAUCGAAGCCAAUGUAAAUAGCGUUGUGACAGAGGAAAAGGAUGAUGCUGUAACCAGUGCAGGCUCUGAAGAAAAAUGUGAUGGUUCUUCAAGUAGAGACUCAGAAAUUGUUGAAGGAACUAUUACUUUUAUUAGUGAAGUUGAAAGUGAUGGAGCAGUUACAAGUGCUGGGACAGAAAUAAGAGCAGGAUCUAUAAGCAGUGAAGAGGUGGAUGGCUCCCAGGGAAAUAUGAUGAGAAUGGGUCCCAAAAAAGAAACAGAGGGCACUGUGACAUGUACAGGAGCAGAAGGCAGAAGUGAUAACUUUGUGAUCUGCUCAGUAACAGGAGCAGAGUCCCAGGGGGAACACAUGGUUACAGGUGCAGGUGUUGUCCUGGUAGAUAAUGAUGCACCACCAGGAACAAGCGUCAGCCAAGAAGGAGAUGGUUCUGUGAAUGAUGGUACAGAAGGCGAGAGUGCAGUUACCAGCACGGGGAUAACAGAAGAUGGAGAAGGGCCAGCAAGUUGCACAGGUUCAGAAGAUAGCAGCGAAGGCUUUGCUAUGAGUUCUGAAUCAGAAGAAAAUGGAGAGAUUGCAAUGGACAGCACAGUAGCCAAAGAAUGCACUAAUGUACCAUUAGUUGCUGCUGGUCCUUGUGAUGAUGAAGGCAUUGUGACUAGCACAGGUGCAAAAGAGGAAGAUGAGGAAGGGGAGGGUGUUGUGACUAGUACUGGAAGAGGAAAUGAAAUUGGGCAUGCUUCAACUUGCACAGGGAUAGAAGAAAGUGAAGGAGUAUUGAUUUAUGAAAGUGUAGAAGGGGACAGUCAGAUUGGUACUGUGGUAGAGCAUGUGGAAGCUGAGGCUGGAGCUGCCAUCAUGAAUGCAAAUGAAAAUAAUGUUGACAGCAUGAGUGGUACAGAGAAAGAAAGUAAAGACACAGAUAUCUGCUCCAGUGCAAAAGGCAUUGUGGAAAGCAGUGUGACCAGUGCAGUCUCUGGAAAGGAUGAAGUGACACCAAUUCCAGGAGGUUGUGAGGGACCUAUGACUAGUGCUGCCUCUGAUCAGAGUGACAGUCAGCUUGAAAAAGUUGAAGAUAUCACUAUUUCCACUGGCCUGGUGGGGGGUAGUUAUGAUGUUCUUGUAUCUGGUGAAGUCCCAGAAUGUGAAGUUGCUCACACAUCACCAAGUGAAAAAGAAGAUGAGGGCAUCAUCACCUCUGUAGAAAAUGAAGAGUGUGAUGGCCUUAUGGCGACUACAGCCAGUGAUGAUAUUACCAACCAAAAUAGCGUAGCUGGGGGUAAAAGUCAAGGUAAAGGCUUAAUGAUUUCCACCAGUACCACAAAUGAUUACACCCCUCACAUAAGCGCCAUUAUAGAUGUAGAAGGAGGUCACUCGACUGCUCUGAGAACUGAAGAAAAUAUGGAAGGUACCAGAGUAAGCACAGAAGAAUUUGAGGCCCCCAUGCCCAGUGCAGUCUCAGGAGGUGACAGCCAGCUCACUGCCAGCAGAAAAGAAGAGAAAGAUGAGUGUGCCAUGAUUUCCACAAGCAUAAGGGAAGAGUUUGAAGUGCCUAUCUCUAGUGCAACGACCAUGAAGUGUGCUGAAAGUCUGCAGCCAGUUACUGCCGCAAUGGAAGAAAGGACUACAGGUCCAGUCUUGAUAAGCACCGCCGACUUUGAGGGGCCUAUGCCCAGUGCACCCCCAGAAGCUGAAAGUCCUCUUGCCUCCACCAGCAAAGAGGAAAAGGAUGAAUGUGCUCUCAUUUCCACUAGCAUAGCAGAAGAGUGUGAGGCUUCUGUUUCCAGUGUGGUUGUUGAAAGUGAAAAUGAGCGAGCUGGUACAGUCAUGGAAGAAAAAGACGGGAGUGCUAUCAUCUCUACGAGCUCGGUGGAAGACUGUGAGGGCCCAGUGUCCAGUGCUGUCCCUCAGGAGGAAGGCCACCCCUCAGUCACACCAGCAGAAGAGAUGGGUGACACUGCCAUGAUUUCCACAAGCACCUCUGAAGGGCGUGAAGCAGUCAUGAUUGGUGCUGUACUCCAGGAUGAAGAUCAGCUCACCAUCACAAGAGUGGAAGACUUGAGUGAUGCUGCCAUCAUCUCCACCAGCACAGCAGAAUGUGUGCCAAUUUCUGCCAGCAUCAGCAGACAUGAAGAGAAUCAGCCAACUGCAGACAACCCAGAAGGAAACAGUGACUUGUCAGCCACAAAAGUGAGCAAGCACAAGGUCCCCAUGCCCAGCCUAAUUGCUGAGAAUGACUGCCAGUGUCCUGGGCCAUUCAAGGGAGGCAAAGAACUGGGUCCCAUGAUGGCAGUGAGCACUGAGCAGAGGCAAAAUGGGCUAUCAGUCCAAACCCCUUCUGCAGGGCAAGGCCAUCCAAGCACUGUUUGUGCAGAAGGAGAAGAGAAGCAUGGCAAGGAGUGCCCUGAAAUAGGACCAUUUGCAGGAAGAGAGCAGAAAGAGAGCACUUUACACCUCAUAAAUGCAGAAGAGAAGAAUGUAUUGUUGAACUUGGUUACAGAGACAGCAGCAGGCAGCAGCACAGCAAGUUGUUCAGCAGGUAGGGGCUUACAAGGGAGUGCUAACUCACCUGCCCACCCAAGAGGCACGGAACAGACGUCUGGGCAGACAGCUCAGGAUCCCUCUGUUAGUGUUCACUAUUUGGCAGCAGUAAAUACCGGUGCUAAUGCUGAUGACAUGCCACCUGUCCAAGGCACCACAGUUGAGCAUUCCUUUCUCCCUCCUGAGCAGCAGGGGCCUGAAGAUAACUUGAAAACCAGUACCACCAAAUGUAUUACUGGCCAAGAAUCACAAAUUGCUCCUUCCCACACAGUGAUCCUUCCAGCUACCUACAGCGUAGCUCUGUUGGCUCCUAAAUGUGAGCAGGACUUAGCUAUAAAGAGUGAUUAUAGUGGCAAAUGGACUGAUCAAGCAUCUGCUGAGAAAACAGGAGAUGAUAACAGCACAAGGAAAUCAUUCCACGAGGAAGGAGACUUAACGGCUACUUUGUCUUCUGAAGAAAAUGUGUGUGACAUAGGCAAUGAAGAGUCUCCAUUGAAUGUUUUGGGAGGAUUGGAACUGAAAGCUGACUUGAAAAUGGAGGCUUAUGUGCCUUCAGAGGAAGAGAAACAUCGUAAAAUUUUGGUACCACCAGAAAGUCUGUGUGGGGGAAAGCCAAGUGGAAUAGCUGAACUCCAGAGGGAGCCUUUGUUGGUGAAUGAAUCACUAAAUGUUGAAAAUUCAGGCUUCAGAACAAAUGAAGAAAUUCAUGGCAAAUCUUAUAACAAAGGAGAAAUACCCAGUGGUGGAAAAGACAGCACAGAAGCCGUAGACAGUCACAGUGUUGAAGCAGAUCCUAAAGAGGUUGAAGAGGAAGAAAGGCAUAUGCCUAAAAGAAAAAGGAAGAAGCACUAUCCCUCUUCAGAAGAUGAACUGGAUGAUAAUCCAGAUGUCCUGGAUUCCAGAAUAGAAACAGCACAAAGGCAGUGUUCUGAAACUGAGCCACAUGACACAAAGGAAGAGAACUCUGGCGAUUUGGAAGAAUUAUCUAAAACCAGUUCUGAGACAAACAGCACUGCCUCAAGGGUCAUGGAAGAAAAAGAUGAAUAUAGCAGCAGUGAAGCUACUGGUGAAAAGACAGAGCAGAACGAUGAUGACACCAUAAAAUCUCAGGAGGAAGAUCAGCCAAUAAUUGUUAAAAGGAAAAGAGGAAGACCUCGCAAAUACCCUGUAGAAACAACAUUAAAAAUGAAAGACGACUCCAAAGCAGAUACGGUCAUUGUCACUGUAGAACAGUCUCCACCUAGCAGCAAACUGAAAGUAAUGCAAACAGAUGAAUCCAACAAAGAAACAGCUAACCUACAGGAAAGAAGUAUAAGCAAUGAUGAAGGUGAAGAAAAAAUAGUAGCCAGUGUGCGUCGGAGAGGAAGAAAACCCAAACGUUCUCUCGCUGCAUCAGAUGAUGCUGAAUCCUCAGAGCCAGAAAGAAAACGCCAGAAAUCAGUUUCUGAACCAACGGAGGACAAGAAAGAGCAGGAGUCUGAUGAGGAAGAGGAAGAAGAGGAAGAGGACGAGCCUUCAGGAGCCACCACAAGAUCCACCACCAGAUCAGAGACUCAGAGAAAGCAACAUAGCAAGCCACCUGCACGUGCAGCAUCCAAACUUGGCAGCCCAGACACAGUUUCUCCUAGAAAUCGCCAAAAAUUAGCAAAAGAGAAGUUACCUACCAGCGAAAAAGUUAGUAAAUCUCCCCCAUUAGGAAGAUCAAAGACACAGCUCUCCCCGUCUGUCAAGCGCAAGAGAGAAGUCAGCCCUCCUGGGGCCCGAACAAGAGGCCAGCAAAGGGUAGAGGAAGCCCCCGUGAAAAAAGCGAAGCGAUAAUCCCGACCACUGCUGCCCUAGGCUUAUGGAAGAACAUAGUGGAGAAGAAAGAGACAUGCCUCGGUGGCUGUAGGCUUCUCUUUAACCAGGAAAAAGAUACGCAUGUGCUGUAAGUCCCUAGGUGCAAGCUUUUUCUUGUUAUGUUUUAAACAGCUUUAUAAACUAUUGUUCAUAGAAGAUAUUAUGUACAUUUAUUUCAGAUAAAGGACAAUAAGUUUACUUUGUAUCUGAACUCAAAACAAAGUAGUUGUAUAUUUUAACAUUUGAAAUUGGGAUUUCCCAAUGUGACACAUCAUUAAUGCAAACCCUUCCAGCCCAACAGACACCAGGCUGCCUACUGGUAAUCUGUGUAUAGUAUAUAAACAUGUAAAAAUAGGUUGUAUUUUACUCUAUGUAUGAUGCUAAUCAAUGAACAUUUUAUUUAUUUUACAGAGAAAACUUAUCUGUGAACUUUACUAUAUAUCUGUUUAUUUUACUUUAUUCUUUUUUUUUUUUUUUUUUAAAUAAAAAAGGGUUUUAAAAAUGCUAUGCAGUCAUUAGUAGAAAAUUUUUUAGGUCUCUGCCUGCCCUGUAACUAUCUUAAUAUGAUCUGGCAGAAAUUCGCAUGUAUCCAAGUAAAGUAGUUUAGCUAAAGAAAGGUUCUCCAUUGCUUUUCUGUUCACAGUUGUGACUCUGUUUUUUAAGAAUGUAACUUGUUUUUAGAUUAUACUUGCAUCUGUGACUUUACUACCAGUCCCACUGACAUAAAAUAGGUUCUGGUUCAGGUAAAGUUGCGUCCAGUCACCUGCAGCAGAUACCCCUCUGUUGGUGUUCAUUCCUCUUCUCUGUGCUAUUCUGAAGCUUCUACCAAUACUCUUUCCAUAUGUCUUUUUCAGUAAAGAGAAAUGCAUUGAAGAUUAGGUCACUCCUGUCUACUCAGUUUCAGGAUUUUAUGUUGUUUUAUACACAGUUAUUUCAGUAUAGAAACUGGCUUUAUUGCCACAUGUUUUAUUAAACAUGUUUUAACUCUCAUACGAGCAAACUGUCCAACUUCAGUUUUUCAUAAGAUUAAACUUCUUACGAUCAAAUUUGUCUCUUGCAAUGAUGUGAUGAGUUGCCAAAUAAUUGAGAUUAUUUUAAAAUGUUUUGUUCAUAUUCUUGUUUUAUAAUUAAAAUUUACAUUCAGUGUGGUUUUUUUUUUUUUUAUUUUGAGUCUUAAUGUAAGGUGGAUAUUUCUGUCAUUUUACAUGGUUUCUUACUGAGAUUUUAUAUAUAAAUUAUAAAAUGUUUACCAAAA
Molecule: messenger RNA, 10675 nt
Organism: Sapajus apella (tufted capuchin)
Lineage: Eukaryota; Metazoa; Chordata; Mammalia; Primates; Cebidae
Gene: BOD1L1
Product: biorientation of chromosomes in cell division 1 like 1
Exons: 27
Coding region: 136-9399 (3087 amino acids)
Source: RefSeq, a predicted model, not a curated record